Linepithema humile (Argentine ant) is the source of this 2638-nucleotide messenger RNA. RefSeq names its product UBX domain-containing protein 4. Gene Ontology annotation, molecular function: protein binding. Gene Ontology annotation, cellular component: endoplasmic reticulum. The record is from RefSeq and is a predicted model, not a curated record. Lineage: Eukaryota; Metazoa; Arthropoda; Insecta; Hymenoptera; Formicidae.
AACCAUUACCGUCAUCAGAUAAAAGCGAAGAGUGACGACUCAUCGUAUACACCAUCUGAUUCUUACUAGUUUUGAAACGUCGAAUUCAUCAUCAAAUUUUUAGUGUGUACUCGCUCCCAGUCUUCUUCGUCACGUCAUCAUAUUGUCAGAAAACAUAAGGAAACAAAAGAUACAAAUAUUCUCGCAUAAUGAAGUGGUUUGGGGGAAGUAUUAAUGAGGCGGUGGCCACGUCAAAAUCGAAGAAAGCAAUUUUCGUCGUAUUUGUUGAAGGCAAGGAUGACACAUCAGUACAAUUUGCCCAGACAAUUGAUACUACAGAAAUCUCUUCUCGUUUGGAGAAGGAGGAUUUUGUAGCUAUAAGAUUAGAAAGUGGAUCUGAAGCUUACAGAUUUUUUGCACAGAUUUAUCAAUUGGUACCAGUACCAUCCUUAUUCUUUAUUGGGGAAAAUGGUGUACCAUUGGAAAUUGUUGGUGGUAACAAAAGUGCAAUUGAAUUAGCAUCAAAAAUUGAUGACGUAUUGGCAAAGGCAGGAAAGAGCAGUAAACAAUCUUCAUUGAAUCUAAUUGAUGCAGAACAGAAAGCUGCUAGUAGCAGUGGCGAUAACAAUACAGUUAUUACAUCUAAUGUAAAUGAUGUAAAAUCAAAUGCACAUACAGAUUUAAUCUCAACUGCGGCAGAAUCUACAGCAGUGAAUACCUCGAGUGAUAACAAAGAUAUUACAGAAAAUGCAGCAAAGCCCACAACUUCAUUAAAUACAGAAAAACAAGAUAAUAAUGAAUCAACAAAGAAAAAUGCUGAAUCUAAACAAGAAAGUCAGAAUACAGAACUGACAGCUGAGGAAAAGAUAGAAAGAGCACGACAAUUAAUUGAUCUCCAACGAAAACAGCGAUUGGAGGAGGAACAAAAAAAAGACCGGGAACGUGAAAUUGAACGGCGUAAAAUGGGUCGCGAUGUGCAAAAAAUGCGGCAAAUGCAGCAAGAAUUGGAGAUAAAACAAGCUCAUGACGAGAGGAUGCGAGAAAAGGCUGAAGAAGCUGUAGCUCGCCAAAAAGUUAGGCUACAAAUUGCUCAAGACAAAUUGGAACGGAAACAAAAAGAGCUCGCGCUGCAACAACAGGCCCAACGACAGCAAGCUCAAGAGCAAUCAAAACACAAUCCAACGCCUAGUAAUGCAACUGUGACGAGAAUUCAAUUUAGAUUACCAUCUGGCAAUUCUCAUACGGGACAAUUUGAACCGUCAAGCACUCUACGCGGUUUACGCAACUACGUUCUUGAAAACAUCGAUUUACCUUUCCGACAAUUUGCCAUGUCGACGUCAUUUCCCAGACGGGAAUUAACUAACGAAGAAAACGACAAGACCCUACUGCAACUUGAACUAGUCCCAACCGCCGUUAUCUUGAUUCUUCCUUUGAAAAAUUCUAAUGUCACAACAACGGUUACUUCAACGCAAGAUGUUGGCUUCUUCUCUCGCUUCAUAUGGACCGUUUUUGCGCCUGUUAUUCAUAUUUACAACUAUAUAGUAGGUUAUUUUUCUGGCACUAAUGAAGACACAAAUCGUCAACGCGGCGACUCUGAUAGCGAUUCUUCGGAAGCGUCAAACAACCCUGAUAGAUCUAUUCCUCCGAAUCAGCGAAAUGUAAUUCAAUCUUCGGGUUUGUUUAGAAGAUACUUGGGUAAUCAAGGAGGGACAACAAUCAGGGCACAAGGGAAUAUACACAGACUGCAUUCAGGUGGAGAUGAUGACGAUGAGAAUAAUACUUGGAACGGUAACUCCACCCAACAAAUGUAAAAUAAUCGUAAAUUUUGCUCGAGUCACGUCGCAACCAAUCACUUUUAAUCAAUUACACUGUUCUCGGUAUAUGAAUUGUUGUAUUGUAAUUAACGUAUUCAAUAUGCGCUUCACUCUUUGUUGUACGCUCUUCGUUGUACAACGCUAAAACUUAUCUGCAAUAUAUUUUUCGCACAAGCAUCAAGUUCCGACGAACAAAUUACGUCUUAACGUUUACGCAUACGUCGUAGAGUUGCGAGAAUAAAUAUUCGUUAACUCAUGUUUCACAGCCAGCAAUAAUUUGAGCAUUAUUUAAAUUUUAAUGCUGCACUAAUGUAUUCUAAAAAAAAAAAUGGUAGAACACAUUUCAAGGAAAGAUAAAAACGGUCGUAAGAUAAAAAAGGUGUCGAGCAAGUGGUAUAUGGACCAAAUGUAACAAGUUUUGUAGAAAUCAACGUGUAAAUUGUGGAUAAUUCACGGAAUCUUAAGUUCGAGUACUUGAAAUGAUAUUUAUUUGAGUCGACCUUUUUUUCAUUUCGGAUAAUAUAUUUUUGUGAUGAUAACAUCAAUAAUUGUUAUCUUGAACAAUAAUGUUGGUUUAAUAAUAAAAUUUAUCUUUUAUGUUAUUAACAGCAUAAAUUUUAUCCAUAUUUUUCACUAGAUUCAGUAGAUAAAUAAGAAUGUAAUGUAAAUCAAAAUAAUUAAUGUCUUAAUGUAUAUAAUGAUUUAGAUAUCCGCCUAUAAAAAUUUCUUGAUGAAAACUUAAUAAUUAGGGAUAUUUAUUUUUUGAUGGUAGCAGACGUGCACAAGAUAUGAGGGAUUAGGUUCUGUCUUAAUGCCUAAAGAAAUAAAUAUGAAAGUCUGUGGCA